Molecule: messenger RNA, 4434 nt
Organism: Anolis carolinensis (green anole)
Lineage: Eukaryota; Metazoa; Chordata; Lepidosauria; Squamata; Anolidae
Product: phenazine biosynthesis-like domain-containing protein
Exons: 10
Coding region: 168-1034 (288 amino acids)
Biological process (GO): biosynthetic process
Cellular component (GO): cytoplasm
Molecular function (GO): isomerase activity
Source: RefSeq, a predicted model, not a curated record
GUCGACGCGUCUCUCGCGAGAGCGCUUCCGACGGAAAGUUGGCUCCCGUUGCCCGGAUGCAGGCCGCGGCGCAUGCGCAGGCGGGGAGCUGAGGAGGAAAGGCGGGAGAGGAAGAGAGAGCGAGAGAGAGAGAACUUUCUGAAAACCAGCAAAACACCAAAAAGAAAAUGGAGAUUUCUAUUUUCACCGUUGAUGCGUUUACAGAACAGCCAUUUCACGGCAACCCUGCAGCCGUUUGUCUUCUUGAAGAUAAACUGGAAGAAAACCAGCACCAAAAAAUUGCAAAUGAAAUGAACCUUUCAGAAACAGCAUUCAUCAGAAAAUUGAACCCCACGGAUGACUUUACCAAAAGCUCCCGUUUUGGACUGAGGUGGUUUACCCCAACUAGUGAGGUCCCCCUCUGUGGUCAUGCCACCCUUGCAUCGGCUGCUGUCCUAUUUCAUGCCAAAAAAAAUGUGAAUUCCACCCUCACAUUUAUAACUCUGAGUGGAGAAUUGAUUGCCAGACAAGCAGAAGACCAUAUUAUCCUGGAUUUGCCCCUUUAUUUCACCCAUCCACAGGAUGUUAAGGAAGUGGAAGAGUUGGUUAAGGCAGCUGUAGGCGAUAAGAGUGUUCAGGAUGUUCGCUAUUCUCCUGACACAAAAAAGCUCCUUAUUCGUCUCAGUGAUGCUUAUGAGAGGGCUGAUCUGGAGAAACUGAAAGUGAAUGCUGAAAACCUUCUGUUGGCUGAGAAGACUGGGAGAAUAAAAGGAGUAAUCAUCACACUGAAGGGAGAUGGCCGUGGGAAACAGGAAAGCUAUGACUUUUACUCCCGCUACUUUGCACCUUGGUAUGGUGUUUCAGAAGAUCCAGUUACAGGAGCUGCUCAUACGGUUUUAAGUAGUUACUGGUCACAACAACUAGGGAAGAAGAAAAUGUGUGCAUUUCAGUGUUCUGCUCGCGGAGGAAGGCUGAAGAUUUCGCUCCGGCAGGAUGGAAGAGUAGACCUUGGUGGCCAAUCAAGCAUUGUGUUAAAAGGCUUUCUGAGCAUUUGAAGAAAACCAGAAACACUUUCCAGCCAUCAGCUAGUUCAGAUUGCUGCUGAUGCAGAUGCAUAUCUUAAUUGGCAGAACAUGACUACUUAAUUUCAAAGGCAUACAAUUCCUAAUUUAGAAGCAUUUGUUGUACUGCAAUUAAGGAGAUAGUUAACCAUCAAUUUAAAAUAAAUAUCAUAGUAAAUAUUGAUGUUAAAGUUUAUGCUUAGAUAAAUGAACAUUUUAAUAUAAUUAUUAAAAUUAUACAAAUGUGAUUUUAUGUAUUAAUAGUGAAAAUACAGGAAUCCUGUUGGAGCCUUAUGCCUAAGUGUACUUAAUGCCUACAGAAGUUAUCCAGUAGAGGGCUGCUCUUGGGCCACUCUGUUGCAGAGCCAGCAAAGUGCCUGGUGCUCUUGGGUUCAUGCAGUGCACUUUAGUGUCCAGUGUGUUUCAUGCCACAAUGUCCCUGGCAUCCUUGACAAUGUCUUAUUACGCCUCUUCAUGGGUUUUUAGCGCCCCUCCUAUAUAGCUAGUUGUAAGUAAAGUCAUAUAGCAUUCCAUCAAAUUUUUCUGUUUACUUACAAUGAAUAUGAGUAUUUUUAAAUGAGGAAUUUUAUAUUAAAUUUAAAUAUACAAUAAAAUGUAUCAAAUAGUUAUGUGUCUGCCUUUAAAAAAAUUAAAAUGUUCAGUUAGCCCUACCCCACAGAUCACGUCCUUUGGCCAUUCCAUCCUUGAACACUUUCUUAACCUGAAAAGCACUGUGAUUUUUAAAAUAAUUAGGUACUAGUGGUUCUGUGUGGUCUUCUAGUAAAGUGCAAAGGGAUGCUGAUUUUUGAAUCUGGCUGUGCUGGAGAACAGACUGCAACCAGAGGAUCCAUUUCAAGAUGAAGAUCUGAACCAAGGUUUACCCAUUUGGGGCUGGCUAAUCACUCUGGAACCAUCCUGUACUUUAUACGCCCUGCUCCUAAACAGAGGUCCAGUCAUCAACCACCACUGCAUGCAGGUCAGACUCUUUGAAUAAUAGGUACUAGUCAUAAACAGAUGGGAGGCAACAGCAAGAUAUUGAAGGAAAGAACUGGGCACCACAUGGUCUGUCCCAGGACCUCCAAACUAUCCUACAGCCAUCAGGUGGAGUGUGAUAAGCCAUUACCAUUAUGGGGAAAAGGUUAUGUUGUCAGCCCCAUCAGCCUUUUUAUACAGAACAAAAAAAGUACCACCUCAUUAUUUCCCUCUUUCGCCACCUCAAUUUGAAGAGCAGAAGAAAUAGGCAAUUGGCUUCCCUUGUUGCUUAGCCUGGUGGAAUUAUCAACUUAAUCGAUCGUAUCUGCCCAUCUCAUGAAAACCCUGCAAUUGGCAUUAUUACUGGCAUGUGGACUCUGGUCGGAGGAAAGUAUCAUGCCUACUAUGAAGUUAAUGUUUACUCUGCAAACAAUAAGAAAACAAAUGUAACUUCUGAAGGACUGUAAAUGUAUCAAUAGGUCAAUCAUUCACCCAAUGUGAAUCCUAAGUUCAGUUGCCAUCAGAUGGCUGUUAUCGAUGUUCUUAUUGCACUUAAAGUGGCAUAAUACUGACACACAAUGUUAAAUGCUGUAUUUAAUUUAACCAAGCCAUGCGGAAUCUUUAAAAUUAUUUUAUUUUUAACAAAGCACAAAGUUACAACUUUUGUAUUGAAAAUUACAAAAAAAAACACCUUCAUGUUGAAACAUUAUUACAAAAGCUACAUCAGUAUAUUUUAUGUCUUGGCACAAAUGUACCACAAAAAUUGCAAGCCUGUUUAGAAAUAAUACAGUUUAGCUGCAGUAAUGGAUUAUGAACCUUUGAUGGGAAAGAGAUGAAUGUUUCUCAGAUUCUAAUAGUUACAGGUAGACCAAAUGUAACAGACCAAAAUUCCAAUCAGAUUUUAAUCUUGGGUAGUAUUACAGCAUAAGAUGUGAGUUGUAAGCUGGAGAAAGAAUAGUAAACUUCAUUAUAAUGUGAUCUAAGAGUCUGGAAUGUUAUUAGAUCAUGGUGAAACUGGAUUUACAAAUGUUUGGUGUUAACUAUUAAUUAAAAUAGUUCACUAUCAUGAACUACAGCAACCAACAGUAUAAUUUUAUUGGCAUUUGUUCAAAUAAUACGUAAUCUUUACAAUAGAAUUUUAAAAAUUUCCUGUGUAUUACUAAGACCUAGAUCUCCAGAUCUCCACCUUGAAGUACUUGGGAAAUCUCCAUUCUAAGAACAUUGAAACCAACUAUAGUUAUAGUGAUGCAGUUCUCCAGCAUAAUUUUGGAAGGAAAAGUAUCAGACAGAUUUUCAGGCAGGUAUUUUCUGGUACAAGAACUGAACUGGUCCUGUAAACAUAGAGCUUGUGGGAAUAAGAAAAUUCCCAGUGUAUCUUAUCUUGUUGUUUCAGAGGGACGAAUAUAUGGAAACAUAUAUUUUAUAUAGUUAUUCCCCUUUUGAAUAACUAUAUAAAAGUACUCUCCAGAGCAACUGUAGUGAUAUUCAAUUGAUAUAACAGUAGUGUACAGUUUAUUUCUGAGCUAUUUAUCAAAUGGCAACCCGUUUUCAAUUCUGCAAUAUGUUAGAACAGUGGUUCUCAAACUGUGGUCUGUGGACCCCUGGGGGAGCCACCAUGUUGUCACAGGGGGCCCGUGAAGGAUUGAAGAAAUGUUAUGAUUUUUUUGCAGUUAAAUCUGUCUGAACGAACAAGUGAAUGAAUGUCAGCAAACUGGAAAGGGAAAUGGAACAAAAUCUUAAUUUUCCAUGCUUUUUUUUUUUUUUUUUGAAAACUUGGCUUUUUUAACCUAUUACCUGAAUUAAAAACACCCAUAGGUAGAAAUCGGCUAUGGGACUAGUUGGGUGGGAAAGUAAUUUCCACACAUGCUGAGAACUUACAAGUGAACGUCAGAUGGCAGAGAGGAAACACGUGACAUUUCUUGGUACUGGCAAACAGUCAAUGGCUGCAGGACAGAGAAAGAGUCAGUCAUCGUCAGUGUGAGUGAGCAUUCAGGCUAAUUUUAUAAUCAUUGAUUUCUGCUAACCAUUUGGUUGUUGAUAAUUAGGGUAGUUUUUCAAUAUUGCUCAAGUGAAUUUUGUAACAGCUGUCUGUGCGAUCAUAAGAUUUCACUUCAUUUUCUGUCCCUGUGGUCAUUCGAUUUUGAAAAAAAUGUCUUAUUUUAGAAACAAGGAUUGGUGCUAAAGCUUCAGUGGAGACACCUUUUCCCCAUUAUGACUUUUCCAGGAGUGAACUUCCCUCCCAAGGGGUAGAUUUCUCUCACUUCCUAUUGUCUGACCCCUGUUUGUAAUUAUGACUUGUUUGUGAAUCAGAUGUUUGUAAGUCAGGGACUGUCUGUAGUUGUAAUUAUACAAAAAGAGUAUGUUCCCUUUUCUCCCUGUAAAUGAAGUACAACCAGUAAAAUUAUAUUCAUUUCACCUUCUA